Ascochyta rabiei is the source of this 192-nucleotide messenger RNA. RefSeq lists its product as uncharacterized. The transcript has a single exon. The record is from RefSeq and is a predicted model, not a curated record. The coding region runs from base 1 to 192 and encodes 63 amino acids. NCBI's taxonomy places the organism in Eukaryota, Fungi, Ascomycota, Dothideomycetes, Pleosporales, Didymellaceae.
AUGGGCGACGUAGACAUCCAAGCCGCGAGUGCAUACCUCAGACCUCCGUCAAACUAUUGUCUGCUACUCGCUGCGAGACUGCUUCCAGAGCGAGGUAUCUUCGAGCGCAAAGAUACUCGCGAGUACAACUGGGCCAGCGUCGACGUGGACGAGCCCUGCAAAGUCCUUAUCGUCGCUGAUCCUGUCGUGUAA